GCUGCGGUUCGAGCGAGAUGCCAGCCUACCGUAGACUAUACGCACGGCAUACACUUCUAGUUCCACUGUCCCGAGUCCGGGUAGUAGUAAACCCCGCCCAUCCAAAGCGGGACCGCAAUGAUUUAGAAGUUCAGGAAUCCCACGUGACGUCACCUUAGGGGUGAUGUAAUGCUUCUGUAAAUAGAAUGUAUUGUAAUCCUGCCUCAGUCCAACGUGGUUCCUCUCAACUCAGUGCCGCUUGUCCGCUCCACUUGUUAGGUUUGUAAUGGAGAUGAAUGAUGAACAGGACCGGCCCUAUGGAUGCAGCACUCCUGGCUGCUCACAGCGGUUCCAAACAGAAGACCACCUGAUGAUCCACAGACACAAGCAUGAGAUGACCCUCAAGUUCUCCUCCAUCAAGACUGAUCCCCUCGCAGACCAGACCCCAACGCCGACCCGUUUCCUGCGUAACUGUGAGGAGGUGGGUCUCUUCAAUGAGAUCGAACAGGAGUUCUGCCAGGCACAGGAGGAGCAGAACAACAAACAGACUCAGAAUCUCCCUCAAAAUGGAUCAUCAUGUGCCAGUCAGCCCCAGGCACAGCCCCACUCCCAACACCAACCACCGCCCCAUGGUGGUAUGAGGGGUCUAAGCUGCAGCAUGGCUGGCCAACAAGCACUGCCCUCUGCCCAGUCCAACUCAGUCAUCACCCAGGCCCCCUCCAUGCUCACACACUCAGGACCAGUCCCUGGGCCCCUCUCCUCCCUACUGCACCUGAGGAACAACAGAGAGAGACAGCCCCUGGCUGCCUCUAUGCCUGGCACUCUGCCAGACCCAGACAUGCAGGGAGCAUCUGCCCAGCACAUGUCUAUGGAAAGACAGAUGUCUAUGGGAUCCAGUAUGAUGAGCAUCCAAGGUCCCCUCCACAACACUUCCUGCUCUUCACCUCAGAGGGCUAAAACUAUGGGUCACCCCCACCAACACCAUCACCAACACCAACACCCCGGAGCUGUCGCCAACAGCAACAUGGAUCCCACCAUAGGUCACAUGAUGGAGAUGAUGUCACCGCGGCAACGACACACUCACCUGCAGCAGCAGCAGCCUCAUCAGCACCUGCAGCAGGCUCUGCCCAUCUCCUACCAGCAGCACUGCCACGCCUCUCCACAUCACCUGGGAAGUGCCCACAGCCAGGGGCACCAAUCAGGGAAUGUGCUGCAUCAUCAGGUUCACCAAUCACCUCCCUCGCACCUGCAGGCCAGCCACACCCACCAAACCUCCCCUCACCUGCCCCUCCACUCCAUAGCUCUUCAGUCAUCCCAGCAGACACAUUCCCUGCAUGCAGGCCAGGCGGCUGGAGGACGUCGCAGGAGGUCUGUGGACCAGGACCCAGACGAGCGCAGGCAGAAGUUCCUGGAACGCAACAGAGCUGCGGCCACGCGAUGCAGACAAAAGAGGAAGGUCUGGGUGUCUGCUCUGGAGAAGAAGGCAGAGGAGCUGACGCACAACAACAUGCAGCUGCAGAAUGAGGUGACCACUCUGAGGUCAGAGGUUGGUCAGCUGAAGCAGAUCCUGCUGACCCAUAAAGACUGUCUGGUUACCGCCCGCCAGAGAGAAUCACAGGGGUACCUCAGUCCAGGGAGUUCGACAGGAAGUCCGUCCCCCCUGUGUCCCGGGUUGCAGCGGCAGGCCAUCCAAUCCAACAGCAUCUCCACCUCCUCAGCCUCCUCAGAUUAAAAAUGAAAGCAUGGAUGGCUGAAUUUCAUUAGUUCACAAGAGUUGGAUCCAGGGUUUAAUCCCUGGUUCCAAGGGGUUGAAUCAGUUCUAGAAUCAGCUCACCCUUCCCAUAAUCAUUGGUGGUUGUAUCUCAGUAGUCUGAAUUGCUCCCUCUCCUGCUCUCCUAGCCUCAAUGGACACAGGUAUGACAGAACUGGACUGACUGGCCUCUACAAGCCUGCUACUGUUGCACAUUUACAGUGACUUUCCCGAAAUUCCCGAAAUCCCGGUUGGACGAUUCCCGGAUUUCCUGCUUAUUGCCUCCUGAUUUCCGUAAAACCUGAAGUUACAGAAUUGUUGCAACCCUAGUCUAUGUGUCUCCAACACUGUGAUGAUAGUCACAUGUAAAUUGGAUCAUAUUGUGUCUUUGGGAAUCUCAGUCAAUCUAUGUGUCUCUGUUAGUGUGAAAUCAGAAAUCCAAGUACUGCUCUAGGACUGUUCCAACCUGGGCUGUGUGUGCAAUCAUACCUGUUAUUAUGUCCUUUAGCUUAAAGUAGUGACUGCAUACAGUUUUGUUAAUGGUCCCACAUGGGAGUCAACCCCACAACCCUGGCAUUGCAAGCACCAUGCUGUACCAACUGAGCCACACGGGACUUCAUCGCGUCACCUUUUUCUCAGAAUGUGACAUGGUUAGGUCUUGGUUAGGUUUUGGUUAGGCCUUGGUUAGGUUUUGGUUAGGACAUGGUUAGGACAUGGUUAGGUCUUGGUUAGGUCUUGUAACUUACGCCACCACCAGAAUCAGACCAUGAAAGACUCUCGGGCUUAAAACUAGCCUGUAACUAUGGCCCAGAGUUGUGUGUAUGCUACAGUAUGUGUGUGUGGUUGCAUAUGCAACCCAGGUCUCUCUGAAAUGCAGAACGUGAAUGAAAACGAAUACAAAUGUACAUUUUAUGCAAAUCUAUAUCAAGACCUGUGAAUAGAAUGUCCUUGUUUUGUAACGAUGUAAUGCAGAGCCUCCUUGUAAUGAUGUAAUGCAGAGCCUCCUUGUAAUGAUGUAAUGCAGAGCCUCCUUGUAACUAUGUAAUGCAGAGUAUAAUGUUUGGUACCUGAUUGCAUGUCACCUGACCAGGAUAACCCCUGACCCUUUGUGUAACUCCUGAAAAGCACUUACUAGUUUCCUACAGGGUAUUUAUCAUGUUAACUAGGCUCACGCAGUGCAUCGCCCUAUAACCAGUAUCUAUGUAUCUUCCUGUAUUGUGAUUGUGUUUUGUUCAAUUUGUUUUGUUUUUUUUACAUAUAUUGACAAUUGCUACAAACUGAAAAUAAAAGCACUUAUUCUCUGGUA
Oncorhynchus nerka (sockeye salmon) is the source of this 3035-nucleotide messenger RNA. Its product is annotated as cyclic AMP-responsive element-binding protein 5-like. The record is from RefSeq and is a predicted model, not a curated record. NCBI's taxonomy places the organism in Eukaryota, Metazoa, Chordata, Actinopteri, Salmoniformes, Salmonidae. Gene Ontology annotation, molecular function: cAMP response element binding; DNA-binding transcription factor activity, RNA polymerase II-specific. Gene Ontology annotation, biological process: regulation of transcription by RNA polymerase II. The coding region runs from base 266 to 1711 and encodes 481 amino acids. The transcript is spliced from 11 exons.